Messenger RNA from Phytophthora nicotianae INRA-310, 480 nucleotides. RefSeq lists its product as hypothetical. Lineage: Eukaryota; Oomycota; Peronosporomycetes; Peronosporales; Peronosporaceae. Bases 1 to 480 code for a protein of 159 amino acids. The record is from RefSeq and is a predicted model, not a curated record. The transcript has a single exon.
AUGAGUGGAUUCCGAGCCAGGUUCAAUGUCACCAAAAAGCAACUUGAGCCGAAAGCUGAUGGAGCAGUUGUAUACAGAUUAUUCGCUUGCGACUAUUGGGAAAAGCACGCGAGGAAGGCCGGAACGACCAGAUCGUAUAGAAUGUCCUAUGCGUAUAAAUAUCGUACCUCUCAAUGUGUAAAAUCCAAAUGUAGCAAAUUAAAUACACAAUGGACGGAAGGUAGCCCAGAAGCGUCUUCUCCUGCAACGUCGUCGGCGUCCGACGCCGAGAAUGACAGGAAAGACCCAUACGCCGCCGUCAACUUGAUUCGAGCUACGUUAAUGGUCACCGAGCGUCCUCCGUUGCCAUUCCCGCGUGAACGCCGUAUCUACAAACAUUUCAACCCUGAAAUGCUUGUAGAUACGGAGACUCUGUUCGCUAUGUGGAAGCUGAUCGACCGCCAGGAAGAGCUAACGUACGUCUCGUAUCUCGUCGAGUGA